GGGGCUCAGACAGUCAAACAAACAUUUACUGAUUUCCCCACCCAAUGGACCAUUUGGAAAUUGCCACGUUUGCAUACCAAAUUGACCGUUAACGCAUCACUUUCUGGCAACUAGAAUAACCAUUUCUUCGCCCUCCUAGCUGAUGACAGCGCCAUACACACAAAUCUUGGACUCACAACUAUAAGCUCUAGGGUUUUCUUUUCUUUCUUUGAUAAGCGAAAAUGACGGUCACUACUGAGAUCAGCGAUGGAGAUCACGCGGUCGAGCUGAUCGUGCGAGACGCAUCCGCAUCAUCACCUGAUGGCAGUGCGGACGACGGAGCAGGCGGCGGCUCUGGCUCUGAGGAAAUGGCCCCUCUUUUGAACCAGGCCGAGAAGCCCAAGAUCAAUAUCUUUUCCGUUUCUUACUCUCGUAGAAAACCUAGAGAGCAAGUGGCAAGAUUACCUGAAACAGAGACAUCCCCAAUAACACAGUUUAUUUUCUGGAUAUGGGGUGGAUCCAGAUACUCGGGCAUAUUGUGCAUGGCCUUAUCAUCAACCAUCUACUUCGUAAUGGAAGUUCUAUCUGAUUCUUUCUCUGCUCGGUCAAUCCCUUUGUUUGAGACUGCAUUUACAAGAUGUACAAUAGUAUUGAUAUUAUCAUAUGUAUGGUUGAGGAGAAGUGGACAGCCAUUAUUUGGAGCAGCAAAUGCUAGGAAACUUCUCUUUUGGAGAGCCUUAACUGGAUAUCUAUCAUUAUUGAGUUUUAUUUAUUGCAUUCAGAGGUUACCCUUGUCCCAGGCUAUUGUAUUAAAUUUCACAACUCCAAUUGUGGCUUCAAUUGUGGCAAGGAUCAUGUUACGUGAAAAGUUCAAAAUUGCAGAUAUUGGAGGUCUUGCUUGCAGUUUCAUUGGUGUGGUCUUCAUUUAUAGACAGAUACUUAGAACACAAGGGGGGUGGAUUAGAGGUGGGGAAAAAAGCAAUGCAACUGCUAAGGGAAGUCACCACAUAUAUGCCGUAUUGGUUGGUUUAUUCUCAUCAAUUACUGGUGGAAUCAGUUACUGCCUUAUAAAGGCUGGAGCAAAGGCAUCUGAUCAACCUGUGGCCACUGUUUUUUCAUUUGGCUUACUCUCUAGCCCUGCUGCGGGAAUAUGUACAUUUGCUUUUGAGGAAUUUGUGGUGCCAGAUUUUUAUUCAUUCACUUUUAUGCUUAUACUGGGUGUUCUGGCCUUCUUUGUAGAGGUGUUUUUAGCUCGUGGAUUUCAGCUUGAAAGGACCAGCAGGGCUGCAAAUGUCCAGUACAUUGAGGUUGCCCUGUCACAGUUGUGGGGAAUGAGUUCUUCUAGGGCAUCUUCACCAUUUGGAGGUCUAGUUGGAUGUUUACUCAUCUUGAUUUCAGUAUGCUGUACCAUAUAUUUUGGACCUUACAAAGAGAUGGAAUGACACCAAAGAUGACGUAAUCAACUUGUUUAAUUUCCCAAGCCUUUUUAAAAUUGUAUGUAGUGGCUUCCGAUUAACUUUUCGCUCCUACUCGAGUAUCAGUUUCCAUUUUCGGGGUGAGGUUACCCAAUUGGCCUGAUGACCUUGUUGCACAUGACAUCAAUUGGCUGCUGCAAUGAUUAUGUAAAUCAUAAUUUGGUUUUGAGUUUUAA
Messenger RNA from Hevea brasiliensis (rubber tree), 1630 nucleotides. RefSeq lists its product as uncharacterized. NCBI's taxonomy places the organism in Eukaryota, Viridiplantae, Streptophyta, Magnoliopsida, Malpighiales, Euphorbiaceae. Bases 222 to 1421 code for a protein of 399 amino acids. The transcript has 10 exons. The record is from RefSeq and is a predicted model, not a curated record. Gene Ontology annotation, cellular component: membrane.